This is a messenger RNA of Piliocolobus tephrosceles (Ugandan red Colobus), 2655 nucleotides long. RefSeq names its product protein kinase cAMP-dependent X-linked catalytic subunit (gene PRKX). The record is from RefSeq and is a predicted model, not a curated record. Gene Ontology annotation, biological process: protein phosphorylation. Gene Ontology annotation, molecular function: ATP binding; cAMP-dependent protein kinase activity. Lineage: Eukaryota; Metazoa; Chordata; Mammalia; Primates; Cercopithecidae. The coding region runs from base 1 to 1137 and encodes 378 amino acids. The transcript has 11 exons. Gene Ontology annotation, cellular component: cytosol; cAMP-dependent protein kinase complex.
AUGGGGCUCUAUGCACCUCACACAGCAGGCGAAGAUGUAAAUGACUUGCAGAGGAAGGAGGUGCAGGUUCGAGGAUGGAAAUUCCUUCCCCCUCCAGCGCUGACGGCGUCCACCUCCACCUUCCUGCGGUCUAAGGAGACCACAUGGAGACUGUCAGUGUGGGAGGCGGUCGCCGGUCUGUGGAAAAUUCCAGGUGAGCGCCUCUCACUAAAUGCCAUCAGCCCACGCACUGGGACAUUCGGGCGGGUGCACCUGGUGAAGGAGAAGACAGCCAAGCAUUUCUUCGCUCUCAAGGUGAUGAGCAUUCCCGAUGUCAUCCGCCUGAAGCAGGAGCAGCACGUGCACAAUGAGAAGUCUGUCCUGAAGGAAGUCAGUCACCCGUUCCUCAUCAGGCUGUUCUGGACGUGGCAUGACGAGCGCUUCCUCUACAUGCUCAUGGAGUACGUGCCGGGCGGGGAGCUCUUCAGCUACCUGCGAAACCGGGGGCGCUUCUCCAGCACCACGGGGCUCUUCUACUCUGCGGAGAUCAUCUGUGCCAUCGAGUACCUGCACUCCAAGGAGAUCGUCUACAGAGACUUGAAGCCAGAGAACAUCCUGCUGGAUAGGGAUGGCCACAUCAAGCUCACGGACUUUGGGUUCGCCAAGAAGCUGGUAGACAGGACUUGGACCCUCUGUGGAACACCCGAGUACCUGGCCCCGGAAGUCAUUCAGAGCAAGGGCCACGGCAGGGCUGUGGACUGGUGGGCCCUCGGCAUCCUGAUAUUCGAGAUGCUCUCGGGGUUUCCUCCGUUUUUUGAUGACAACCCGUUUGGCAUUUAUCAGAAAAUUCUUGCAGGCAAAAUAGAUUUCCCCAGACAUCUGGAAUUCCAUGUAAAAGACCUCAUUAAGAAGCUGCUCGUGGUUGACAGAACAAGGCGAUUAGGAAACAUGAAGAACGGGGCAAAUGAUGUGAAACGCCAUCGGUGGUUCCACUCUGUGGACUGGGAAGCUGUUCCGCAGAGAAAACUGAAGCCUCCCAUCGUGCCCAAGAUAGCUGGCGACGGCGACACUUCCAACUUCGAAACUUACCCCGAGAAUGACUGGGACACAGCCGCGCCCGUGCCGCAGAAGGAUUUAGAAAUCUUCAAGAAUUUCUGACGACAGGAGCUCACAUCUGGAAGAAACAGGAAGAUUGGAAUCGGCCUGGAACAAAGAACUGCACCUAAGCAGACCAGAAGUAAAAUGUCUUCUUCAUGGCAUAAGGACAUUUCCACUUUUCUGUGUACCUGUGUGUAUAGAAAUAGAUCAGAGCACAGUUGAAAUUAAUGGAACUGGCAUUAUUUAAGCAACUGGAAUUCCACACUGUAGGAAGGUUUUGAAAAUUGUUUGGUUGUAGUUGUUCUCUUAUCCUUUAGUGUUGUGUGCCUACUGGGAUGUCUUGGUUUUUCUCAUAGACUUAAGUUUAUAAGUUUGAACUGGACUUGUUCGAUUAUAACCACAAAUUGUUGUGUGUGUGUGUGUGUGUAUGCCUGUGUGUAUAUAUAGAAGUCAUUAUGGUAGAUGCACAGAAAUUGUGCAGUGAUGUAAAUGUUCAUACUUCACAGAGCCUAUAAUUUUUAUUUUUCAAUUUGUUUUUUCAAAAAUCUCUUCUCGGGGACAACAUCUGAAGGGUAUGUUGCAUGCAUUAAAAAAAAUCAUCUCACAUGUAUUUUAUAGUUUGGGGGAAGAAAAUAUCAUGGGGAGAUCUACCUUCAGUAUCUUUAGUGCUUCCUACCUGGUAACUUGAGAUUUUAAAAGAAGAAACAAAGAGAAGAAGAUAUGGGAGCGAAUUUAUUCCAAGAAUCUACAAUGACAUUGAAGUUGUUGGAGGAAUGUACUGUAUUUAAAACAACCUUCUGUGACACAUUCAACAAUUUCAUCUGAGCUGGGUGCAGUGGCUUGUUCCUGUAGUCCCAGCACUUUGGGAGGCUGAGGUGGGUGGAUUGCUUGAGCCCAGGAGUUGGAGACCAGUCUGGGAAACAUGGUGAGACCUCAUGUCUACAAAAUACAAAAAACUUAGCCGGGCAUGGUGGCACGUGAAUGUAGUCUCAGCUACUCAGGAGGCUGAGAUGAGAGGAUCACUUGAAUCCAGGGAGGUCCAGGCUGCAGUGAUCCGAGAUCGCACCACUGCACUCCAGCCUCGGUGACAGAGUGAGACCCUGUCCAGAAAAAAAAAAAGAAAAAAAAGGCAAUGGCUUUGUGCUUUCGAAGGUGGAAUGAAGAGAACGUCCACCUUAAGGCUUUAAAAGACAGUGAAGGUGGGUACAGUGACGCACUCCUGUAAACCUGGGACUUUGGGAAGCUGAGGCAGGAAGAUCGCUUGAGCCUAGGAGUUCGAGACCGGCCUGGGCAGCAUAGCGAGUCCUCAUCUCUAUAAAAAGAAAAAAAAAAUGUUAAAACACAGUGAAAUUGCAGAAACAGAACACAGCUGCCCUUUUUCAUCAAUGACCUUUUCUUCACGUGGAGGUCAACUUAGUAGGUGAGAAUAAUGAGUAGGUUCAGUAGAAUAAACUCUUUACAAUUAAUCAGUCAGUGGAAAAUGAUGUUCAGAUGGUGAAAUGUGGCAAUGUUUUAGACAACUGUAUUUUCAGCCUGUGCGUCUCACUGACCAUCUUUUUGGGAUUAACAGUUGAGGGC